Messenger RNA from Struthio camelus australis, 5298 nucleotides. The record is from RefSeq and is a predicted model, not a curated record. NCBI's taxonomy places the organism in Eukaryota, Metazoa, Chordata, Aves, Struthioniformes, Struthionidae.
UCCUGCAUAGCAUGCUUUUCUCUACGUCCAAGCGUUUGUGACUGCAGGCACCAGUCGUGAACAAAUCCUGGUUCAGCUUUGUGUUGUGUCCAGUCUGUGCACGGCUCGUCUGUAAGCAGAGAGCUUGGUGGAGGAGAAAGAUAGUGUGUGAUCAUGUGAAUAGGCAGCCAUAUACACAUGGAGGAGAAAGAGACUGAAUUCACAGACAGUUUAAUUUCUAGCAUUUCUUAACAGAAACAUUCUGAGUAAGGAAUUUUUGUCUUUGUACCCUUAACGUUUUUUUUUAAUGGCUUUACUUCAUGACAAGGCUUUUGAAAGACAAAGUGAGCUCUAUAUAAACUAAUCCAGCAGUUGUCUUUCAAACUUUGAUGCAGCUCGCUUCUGUGCGAUUUCAGGAAGUGCCACCUACUUCAGCCUGGGAUGAUGGCAGGCCUCGGGUGACUUGGAGAGGAGAUGGGCAGUUUGUUGCAGUGAGUGCUGUCUGUCCAGAGACAGGUGCUCGGAAGAUCCGAGUAUGGAACAGAGAACUUGUGCUGCAGUCAACAAGUGAGCCUAUCUCAGGAUUAGAACAAGCACUGGCCUGGAAGCCGUCUGGAAGCUUGAUAGCAUCCACGCAAGAAAAACCCAACAGACACGAUGUUGUUUUCUUGGAAAAGAAUGGACUUCUUCAUGGAGAGUUCACCCUCCCCUUCCAGAAAGGGCAGGUCAAAGUUAAUGAACUGCUUUGGAAUGCGGAUUCUACGAUCCUGGCUGUAUGGCUGGAAGACCUUAAGAAGGAUGAGAACUGCAAACCAAACAGUUAUGUUCAGCUGUGGACCACGGUAAACUAUCACUGGUACCUGAAGCAAAGUCUGCAUUUUGGCAACUUGGAGAAAAAUCAGUUGGUAUCCCUGCUGUGGGACCCAGUGAUCCCGUAUAGACUGCACGUCCUCUGCCAGGGUUGGCUCUACCUCUCCUAUGACUGGCAUUGGACCACCGACCACGGGAUGGGGGAGAAUAGCCAGCACGUGGCAAAUGUGGCCGUCAUAGACGGAGACAAAGUGCUUGUCACAGCGUUCCAGCAUGCUGUGGUGCCCCCACCCAUGUGUACCUAUCAGCUGCAGUUCACGCAGGCAGUGAAUCAGAUUGCAUUUCACACAGAUCCUGAGCACAGUGGAGACAUGGCUGUCCUGGAUGCUGAUAACAGGAUCUCCUUAUAUAGAUACGGACAGAGCACAAUGAAGGACCCCACUGUAAGGGUAGGAGCUGUAGGUGGAAAUGGAUUUAAAGCAGCUGUGGAAACACCAUACCUGGAUAAAACAUACAGAGUUGAUCUGGGCAGCAACACCAAUGAGUUGAUGAAUCCCUUGGGGCUCCGAUUUCUCACCUGGCUGCCAGAUAGCAGCUUUCUGGUGGUUGGUCAAGAUCAACAUACUGCUCAGUCAGUCCUUUACCAUCUGACUGCAGCGCCUCCUGUGGCUGGAGCUGAAGAGCAAUGCCUGGAUUUACGGUUGUCUGUGUCAGUAGAUGGAGAAGUGAUCAGCCUGUGCUGCAGCCCAGUGACCAAAACUGUAGCUCUACAGCUGGCUGAUGGUCAGAUCCUGAAGUACCUCUGGGAGGCUUCUACUCCAGUCCUUGAGCCCUGGCAGACCAGCAGUGGCUCUGCUGUUCGGUUCCCUCAUCCUUGUGUGCAGACUUCCCUCACCAGGAUCAGUGCAGAAGAGGUGAUCUUAGGCCUUACAGAUCGAUUCCGACUUUUUAUUGACGACACGGAGGUAGCUUCCAACAUCACCUCAUUUGCAACGUACAAUGAGUUUUUGUUGGUGACAACCAACUCCCACACCUGUCAGUGCUUCUGCUUAAAGGAGAUGUCAGUGAAAGCCCUUCAGGCUGGCCUGAGCAACACUGCUGUGCCCAACAAUGAGACCCUACGCAAUGUGGAGCGAGGCUCCCGUAUCAUCACGGUUGUGCCUCGGGACACCAAGGUCAUUCUGCAGAUGCCAAGAGGGAAUCUGGAGACUGUUCACCACCGAGCUCUGGUUCUUGCCCAAAUUAGGAAGUGGCUGAACAGGCUUAUGUUCAGGGAAGCGUUUCAGUGUAUGAGGAAGCUGAGAAUCAACCUCAAUCUUCUGUAUGAUCACAAUCCCAAGGUAUUUCUGGAAAAUGUAGAAACCUUUAUCAAACAAAUAGAUUCUGUGAAUUACAUCAACUUGUUUUUCACUGAACUGAAAGAAGAAGAUUUCACAAAGAGCAUGUACCCAUCUCUGAAUGGUAGCAGUAAUGCUCAGCUGCAGCAGCAUCCUGAUCAGAAAAAAGUGAACCUUGUAUGUGAUGUAAUGAGAGCUGCCAUGGAACGCAUUGACCCUCAGAAAUACUGCCUAUCAAUACUGACAGCCCAUGUAAAGAAAAGUCCUCCAGAACUGGAAAUUGCUCUCCAGAAAGUUCAUGAUCUUCGAGAGAGCAUUUCUCCAGAUGCCACAGCUGUGAGUGCAGAGGAAGCACUGAAAUACCUGCUUUUCCUUGUGGAUGUCAAUGAAUUGUAUGAUUAUUCCCUGGGGACAUACGAUUUUGAUUUAGUCGUCAUGGUGGCAGAAAAGUCGCAAAAGGAUCCGAAAGAAUACUUACCCUUCUUAAAUACCCUCCGGAAAAUGGAAACUAAUUAUCAGCGAUACACAAUAGACAGACACUUGAAAAGAUAUACAAAAGCUCUCGGGCACCUCAGCAAAUGUGGUCCUGAACACUUCUCUGAAUUUCUGAACUUGGUGAAGGAUCAGAAUCAGUACUAUGAAGCCUUAAAGCUGUACCCACCUAGCAGCCAGGAGUACAGGGAUAUCAGCGAUGCCUAUGGGGAUUACUUGAAUCAGAAGCAGCUAUACGAACAGGCUGCAUUGAUAUUUGCUCGUGCUGGCAUCUUUGCAAAAGCACUUGACUCCUUCCUGAGCAGUGGCAGCUGGCAGCAAGCCCUGUGCAUGGCCUCACGGCUUGGUUACACAGAAGACAAGCUGGCCAGUCUGGCACGGAGCAUGGCAGGAAAACUAGUUGAACAGAGGAAGCACGCAGAGGCAGCCCUACUCCUGGAGCAGUACACUCAGGACUAUGAAGAGGCUGUUCUCCUGCUCUUAGAAGGGGCUCUCUGGGAAGAGGCUUUGAGGCUGAUUCACAAGUAUGGCAGAUUGGAUAUCUUGGAAACCAACUUCAAACCUGCUAUCCGGGAAGCUCAGAAAAGUCAGCUGAUGUUCCUAAAUUCUCAGAAAGCAGCAUUCAUUCGCCAUAAGAGUCGACUGCAAGUUGUGCGAGAGCUGAAGGAGAGGGCUUAUGAGAACCUGCAAGAUUAUGAAACGCCAAAUUGCCCAGAAUUGGAUCUGAUCUCUGAAACCAGCAGUGUUGUGACAGCCAGUGACAUGAACAGCAAAUAUUCGCAUAGCAAUUCAAGAAUAUCAGCGCGAUCCUCAAAAAACCGGCGCAAGGCUGAGCGCAAGAGGUACAGCCUGAAGGAGGGAAGCCCCUAUGAAGAUGUGGCCCUUCUGGAAGCCCUGGGAGAAAAUGUCCGUGCUGUUGACACUCUAAAGGGAGACAUACAUGUCCUUCUGAAGCAGCUUGUGCUGUUUGGUUAUGAUGAGCAGGCUGGGGAACUGCAGCGAGUCCUGGAAGAGGUUUUGCACCUGAUGGAGACCUCAAUCCCAGAAAUCUGGAGUCCAGAGCUGCAGCAGAGCUCUCUCAACCCGGUCAUGGGACCGAAUUCAACUGCAAACAGCAUUAUGGCUGCCUAUCAGCAGAAGAAGAUGGUGGAUCCUUUUGUACAAGGUUAGUUUAGGCUCUCAGUUGGAUGUGGGUGUUAGAAAUGUAAAUGUGGCCAGUGCAAUCAGGCUUGAGGUUCACCAAGCGUUGCUAGUUGCCAAAAGUUGUAGAAUAUCUUCGGUUGUAGGAGUUUCUCGCUUUUCAUUAUGGUGUCCCCUCCUUCCUCCGGCAAGCAAGUUGCCUUCUGAAGAAACUUUCAUUUUAUUUGUCCUGAAUUCUUGUGCUAAAACUGUUGUCUGAAAUGUGUUCCCGGCUUCCUAUGUCUGUAGGCUGCCUUUUGUAAGAGAUUUGGAAGCUCUGUGGAUAGAACUGGUGUUUUCUUAGGAAUGUGUUAGGGAAUUCCUCUUGUAACUUACUACUUUGGUAGCCAGGCCAGGCUUUUGACCCAGUCAGGCUAUGGUGCUUUGCUGUCCUGGAGCCUUUGCAGCUCAUGCAAAUACGGGGCAGCUGGGACUGCUCCCAUUGCUCUUCCAUCUUCCCCCCUCCCUCUGGCCCUAUAGAACUGCAUUGAAAAGAAAUCCUCUAACAAGCCACUAGAUGCGGCCCCUCCAUUGCUGUUUGUCUAGGCUAGCUUCAAAGAAGGAAAACCCCGUGCCUCUUAUUCACGCUUCACAGAGCCAAGUGGCUGUUGUACGUGUUAGCACAACAGACAUGUCCUAGCAACUGGCGAGUGAACUGGGUUCUGCUGUCUGCCAUUGGUUGUUGCCUUUCUGUUCUGAAUGAUAUCACUUUAUGGAAGGGGGAUUGUUUUGGGGUCUGGUUUGCUUUGGCCUAGAGAACAUCUGACUGACAAAUCUGUAAGACCCAGUUUGACCUUCUAGGCUGACUUUACUGAGCUGGUGGUCUAAUAAAACGCUUCCCCUGUGUAAGGAAAGGUGAGAUGGAAGGGUUGAGAAGAUGAAUGAGAAACCUUGCAGGUAUCACUCACGUAAGGAGGGAGGGAGGGAAGGUGCAGGCAAGUCAGGUAGAAGGAAACUCAUGGGUUUUUUUGUUUUGGAGGGUUUGUUUUGCUUCAUUGGCUUGUCUAGUAGAGAUGUUUCCUUUGCCUCAUUACAGAAUUAGAAGUAACGCUAAAUGGUAGAACUUAACUUCUUUUGAUCUGGGUGGUUUCCAGCAAAUUUUCUUAGGUUCAGAAGACAAGAAAGUCAUGAGUUUAACAUGAUUGAAGGCCCCAGAGACUGACUGCUGUAAGCAGUCCUGCUGGGCAUUCUUCAAUGCAGGCAGGUGAUCAGUGGCUAGAGAGAAAUGCUUUGUGUCUGAGACUUCUCAGCCUCCUUGGAUGUAAAGGAGAGUACAGGGCAAACUUGCUAGCGGGUAACACCUGAAGAAGCCAUAUCACCAUUAUCGUCUGUGCUCACUCUUGUCCUAUUUGCCUUUCAGAUCCAGAAUUACUCAUUCCACCAAAACUCAGUAAAAAUCUCCAGUGGAAACUCCAUCUUCUCCAGUAAUUAAAAGCCAAGGAUUCCCAGUGGACUCUGAAAUGUAGCUUUUAAUUUAAUUUCAUUACAUCUUUACAGAAAC